AGGGGGUCAUGGUGAAACCAAAGGAUGAAGCCGACUUGUACAAGUUAUCCUUUGUCAGCACUGACAGUGGUUUAAAUCUGAUUCAGGAUGAGGCCAAACUAAAAGAAUAUCCUCUGUCUGUGAGUGUUUCCGAAGAAGCCUACAGGAAAUCCUAUAACCACUCAGAAAAGGACGCAUUUGUUGGUGUUUUUCGUUUCCCAAAUAUGACCGGGGAAAAUUACACUGCUUUUUCCAGUUAUGUGUACGCCAUUGACAUGGGAACCAAUAUAUCCAAUCUCUCAGAACCCAUUCAAAUCAAAUACAACAUGAACCCACCGGAGGGAUUCAAUCUGUCUUGCCAAAGUUGGGAUGGAGAAGGGGCUCAACCCAUCUGGACAGACACAGGGUGUCUCACCAACAUAAGCAACAACGACGUGACAUGUGAAUGCAGUCAUCUGACCUUCUUUGCUGUCCUCAUGACGCCCCUUGAGCGGAACAUCUCAGCUUCUGAUUUGACGUCCCUGACUUACAUCACCUACAUCGGCUGUGGGAUUUCACUGUUCUUCCUGGGAAUCACGCUGUUUAUGUUCUGCUGCAUAAGGGCAAAGGCUAGCAAUGCCACCCAUGUCCUCAUCCACCUCCUCCUGGCACUCUUUCUGCUUGACCUCACCUUUCUGUCCAACGAGUCGAUUGCCGGCAUGGGCAGUGAUGUGGCAUGCAAGGUCAUGGGCGGAGUCAUGCAUUAUUCCAUGCUGUGUUCAUUCACCUGGUUUGCAGUGGAGGCUUUCCACCUCUGCCUGCAGCUGACUAGGUUUGCCACAGUGACCAUUGCCAACUACAAGCUGAAGCUCUGCUGCGUCGGAUGGCUUCCAGGUGCUGUGGUGGUUUUGAUCUUAUUCAGCUUGGGAACAUAUGGUGAACUAAAGAUUUACACUGACAGUGAAACUGUCGUCAAGAUGUGCUGGAUCACUGACUUACAAACUCAGUAUGUAGUGAACAUAGGCUACUACACUGUCAUCUUCCUCUUCACAUCCACCAUCUUCGUGGUGAUGCUCCGCUGGCUUUGCUACCUGAGAGGGUCAAAGUUCAAGCAGGGAGGCAGCACCAGAUCGCAGGACGUCAUCGCUGUCAUGGGCCUCUGUUGCAUGCUAGGCCUCACCUGGAGCUUCGCAUUCUUCAGUCAUGGACCCCUGCGGGUGCCGUCCUACUACAUUUUCUCAGUACUCAACUCUCUCCAAGGCUUCUUCCUCUUCCUGUACUACUACAACACCAGCAGCAUCAUCAGAGAAGGCGAAACCAACAGCUCAUCUUCCUCUUCGACUAAAACAUCCAUCUCAGAGUCAAAAAAUCCGUACAUGUGAAAUGGUUCAUUCUAUAGGGAAAAUGUCAGCAAUAUCAUUUCCCAAACAAAUACCUUUGGAGACAAACCUUGGAAUGUUGCCAGCCACACUGAUAAUGAAUUUAAAUAUGCAUUUAAAGCAACAACAUGCUAGCCUGGCCCCGUCCACCUAGAUCUUCUUUCAGGGAGAUCUAGUCUGGAACACCAUAGUUCAUAACCGUCUUCCAUAACCGAGAGAGGAAAACAUCAAACAAUGCAGUCGGAAAACUGCAGAAAUUUAUUUACAGCAAAGGCAGACCCGCAUACAUUGU
Alosa alosa (allis shad) is the source of this 1629-nucleotide messenger RNA. It is a transcript of the gene adgrg11, whose product is annotated as adhesion G protein-coupled receptor G11. Gene Ontology annotation, biological process: cell surface receptor signaling pathway; adenylate cyclase-activating G protein-coupled receptor signaling pathway. NCBI's taxonomy places the organism in Eukaryota, Metazoa, Chordata, Actinopteri, Clupeiformes, Clupeidae. The record is from RefSeq and is a predicted model, not a curated record. Gene Ontology annotation, molecular function: G protein-coupled receptor activity. The coding region runs from base 9 to 1340 and encodes 443 amino acids. The transcript is spliced from 10 exons. Gene Ontology annotation, cellular component: membrane.